Falco peregrinus (peregrine falcon) is the source of this 16648-nucleotide messenger RNA. It is a transcript of the gene PKHD1, whose product is annotated as PKHD1 ciliary IPT domain containing fibrocystin/polyductin. The record is from RefSeq and is a predicted model, not a curated record. The transcript has 67 exons. The coding region runs from base 438 to 12233 and encodes 3931 amino acids. NCBI's taxonomy places the organism in Eukaryota, Metazoa, Chordata, Aves, Falconiformes, Falconidae.
UGUCUGUGACAGGCAUUGAACUUGGAGAAACUAGUCUGGUGGGUUUCAGCACACAGUGACUCAGUUACCCAUGCAGGGGCUGAACUGAAUGCCUAACAACCUCAGACUGAAAGUUGUGGUAGAGCUGGUGUCAAAGGGAUGGAGCAGUUAUGCUGGUGUCGGAGCCUCUGCACUUGACUCAUCGGAGGAAUCGAAGAACAAAUUGAAUAAGGCUUUUUCAGGUGACCUGACGGGCUUUCACAAAUGCACAAGAGAGCUUGAAUCUUUGCAGCGUAUACAUUGACUGAAGCAAGACCACUACAUGGAAGAACACAUGAGAUCUUGGUACCAUUGUCCUGCGGAGGAACUGGGCCUGAGGAAAGUCGAGGAAAGGUCCUAAGGCCCCAAGCCAUGAUCCUGGAGCCUGACUCCCAUGAAAUCCCCAUCCAAAGUUCAAGAUGAACCCUUGGAGGUCAUUCUUUCUGAGUGCCGAGCUGAUAUUCCUUGCAGUGACAGCUAUGGGAUUGCUCAUUAAGCCCCAAGAAGGCAGUGUCGCUGGAGGGACGUGGAUUACUGUUACUCUGGAUGGCUCAACAUCCCACCAGCUAGAAAGUGUGUCUCCAGCCAGCGCAUCCCCGCUGAAGGUCUUCCUGGUGAAUCCAGACCUGCCCAGGCUGCCAUGUGAUGUGUCUCCUCUAUAUUUUGACUUAUCCACCAUAAGAUGCAGAACAAGGUCUUCACCCCAGGAGGGUUCAUAUUACGUGGAGGUGAUCUUUAAAGGACGUUUGAUUAACAACCUGACUGAUGCAGAGAAAGAAAAUUAUACUUUCAAGUUCUCUGCUGCGCAGACGCCUGUGGUUUACCAAAUUAGUCCACCAUCUGGCAUCCCAGGAAAUUUAAUACAGAUUUAUGGGAAAACAAUUUCUGGAAGAUAUGAGACGCUGGACUUCAAUGUGGAUUAUAUUGAUGGGCCAGCUAUCCUUAUGGCAGAAGGAGAUGGAUGGACCAGUCUCUGCUCUUUUGCUGACAGGCGAGCUGGGAGCAUCUACCCUAUUCAGGCAGAAGAUGGACUGGGGACCUUGCAGUGCCGGGUGGAAGGGAACCACAUAGGGUCCCACAAUGUUAGCUUCUCGGUGUUUAACAAAGGAAAGUCAGCAGUACACAAAGAUGCUUGGCUCAUCAGUGCCAAACAGGAACUUUUCCUGUAUCAAACGUAUUCAGAGAUAGCCUCUGUGUUCCCAGCUGGUGGGAGCCUUGGAGGAGGCACUGAUCUUACUGUCACGGGGGAUUUCUUUGAGGAGCCGGUGCAGGUCACUGCUGCAGGUGUCCCCUGCAAAGUCAAGCAUGUCUCUCCCCAGCAAAUCAAAUGCACCACUGAGCUCAUUGGCCAGGACAGGAGGCUUGGUGCCCCCCAACCAGGAAACAGAGGGCUUCUCUUUGAAGUCUGGGAUGAUGCCUCUGAUCUGACAGAAGCAGGUCCUGGAUAUAGAUGGCAGUUUGUACCUAAUGCGAGUUCCUCAGUAAGACUUCUGUCUGGGGCAAAGAAGUCCUUCAGCUCCAGGCUUCGUGGAUUUUUUGUGGCUCCUCAGACCAACAAUUACACCUUCUGGAUUCAGGCAGAUAGCCAGGCAUCUCUCUAUUUAAGUUUAUCCCAGGAUCCAGAACAUAAGGUGAGGAUAGCUUCUCUCCCUGCCGGCAAUUCAGAGUGGUCUGAGAACUGGGUGAAGAGCUGGAGUGAGCGUUGGCAGCCAAAAUCCCAGAAAUUUGAGCUAACUGCUGGUUCGAAGUACUACCUGGAAGCGCUGCAUCAUGGAAAGGCACCCAGCAAUGGGAUGAGAGUCGGAGUCCAAAUACAUAACACGUGGCUGAAUCCUCACGUGGUGAACAACUACUACAUCGAGAGACAUGAAAUUCGGGCUCACGCCUUGCAUCUUCCAGACAUGCAGAUGUUGACUGUGUCUGGUACAGGGUAUUUCAGUAUCUCCUGGAAUAACUCAUUGCGCAGAAUGAUGCCCACAAAUGCUACGGCUCGCCAGGUGCAAACAGCAAUAGAGGAACUUCUUUCAAUAGGAUGUGAAACUGAGCCAACUUUGGCUAAAAUCCUUUUCCGUGAUGGCUUUGAGAAAGAAGAUAUGAAGGAUGUCAUUGCCACAGGACACAUCGUCAGCGGAACAGAGCCUUUCUGUGGGAGGUUCAGUGUUCACAGACCAAGCCAGCUGGUGAAAACUUCCCGCUCAACUCUACCAAGAUAUGAUCUUACCAAAUACACACAUGUGUGUUUUGCACAUAAAGGCCUUAUGAGCAAAAUCCUUAAUAUCUUGAUGUCCUACACCAACGUCUCUUUAAGUUCAGUGAAAAGGAACCUCACCUGCCUAUGGGAUUUCAAUGAAACUGACUCUAAAAGCUGGACAUUCACCUGCACUGACCUCUGGAAGGGGUGUGUGAAUCUCUCCACACUUCUCCAGGACCUCCCUGCCAAUUCCCCAGUGUUUGUGCAUCAGAUAGACUUGCUGAGCCCUGUGCUGCGAAAGAAAACAUCUGCGUCAUAUUACCUUGAUGAAGUCAUCAUCUCAGACAGAGCUGUGACUGUUUCUCGGAGACAUCCCAAGCCACCUUGGCCAGGUGGGAGGAUAGUUGAAGCAGUGUCUGUAGUAGGGUCAUCUCCCACUUACAAUGUGUCCUGGGUGGUGUCUGGCUGUGGUGCAAGUCUGCCUCUUCUCUCUCUAAGAGGUGCUUUGCUUGCGGAGGGCUCUAAGGAGUACAGCUACCUCUAUGUCGCCACGGAGGAUGUGAGGGUCAGCCUCACCAUUCAAAGAGUGCAAAAGUCAUCCCCACCUAUUGGAGGAACCUUCCACAUCCACUUGGCCAAUACAGUCAUAUCAGAUGUUUCAGUGCACAUCUCCUCCCGCCAUCUUCGCAAGCUUUUGCAAGACAACGUAGACAAUUCUACAGCCCCGUACUUCAACACCAAUGACUUCAUUGUGACCAAAGACUCAAACUCUUGCUAUGAAAGCAUCUGGACACUCACUUGGAAAACAAAAACUGGAGACUUGCCCAAUGUUAUCAGAGUCUCUGCCAAACACCUCACUGGUCUACAACCAACUGUUUCUAGUCGUGUGGUUUAUGAUGGGGGUGUAUUUAUUGGACCAAUAUUUGGGGACAUGCUUGCUACCUUCAAUAACAAAACACAGGUGGUGGUGGUGGUGAAUGAUGUCCUUGCAAACUGCUCUGGUUCAUGCUCUUUCCAGUUCAGCCAGGAGCUGACACCCUUAGUCACUGAUGUGGAGUAUUCAUCAGAUGAUAGGUCCCAGGCCACAGUAGUUAUCAGGGGAGCUGGCUUCACUGUGGAGAAGCCAGCCUUGCAAGUGGAGGUGAACAACACUAUCUGCCACGUCAUAAUGUUGAAUCAAUACAAAGUGGUUUGCCAGAUGGAGAGGCUGCCAGUUGGAGUCUACAAGCUGACACUACUGGUGAGACCUUAUGGCUUCGCACUCAAUGGCAGCACAAGAGAAGGCAUCUUCCUAAGAGUUGACCCAAAGCUGGUAGCUAUUGAACCUCCUACAGCUUCAGAGAUUGGAGGAGUGAGAGUGGUUCUCAGGGGGACCAGUCUGGAAGGGGUAAACUUGGUGUUAUUUGGCUCUCAGCCUUGCCCAGUUUUGGAGGAUGGCAGAAAUUCAACGAGAAUUGAAUGUGAAGUUCCCUCUCGGGGUACAGAAGAUGCUGCUGUCCGUGUGACACUAAUUUCUGGAUACCAGUCAACAACAGUUACCAACUUGUUCCAGUAUGAUCCUUCCUUAAACCCUGCUGUAGUAUCGCUAAGCAGAAACAGAAGUGGCAUAGCAGGGGGUCAGGAGCUUCACAUCGGAAUAUCCCAGUUUGCCAGCUACCAUGGGGCAGAUAUCAAGGUCCAAAUUGGGGGCUCAGGGGCACAGAUCCAGGUGCAGACGGACCGUGGUGUCAAUGUGACGCUUCCAGCUUUGGCUGCGGGAUGGUACAAUGUUUCUGUUAUCAUCAAUGGCGUUGCUGUCACUUCACACAGGGUUGAGCCAUUAAUCCAGUACAUCUCAGAGAUCUUCGGCAUAGAGCCAUGUUGUGGCUCCUUUCUGGGUGGAACGCUGCUCACAAUCUCUGGGGUAGGCUUUAGUCAAAAUCCUGCCCUGCUUUCUGUUUCAAUGGACAGGCAAACCUGUACGGUUACUCACUUGGCAGAAGAGACAGUUUGGUGCCUGACCCCUCCAGCUGCUAAUUUGCCCAAUGAAGAUUCACAAGACGUGUCUGUCAGAGUAAACGUAGUCAUCAGCAGUAGGUCACUUCAACAUGCUUUCUCUGCAAAAAGGACCACCACCUUUAAUUACCAAAGAGCUCUGACUCCUCUGAUUACUGUCAUUGAAACAGAAAUCACAGACAGCAGUCUGCUCUUGAGCAUCCAGGGGAUAAACAUCACUGGAUCUGUGGCUAAGCUUGGGCUCAGUGAAUGUGAUCUGGAGUUUCAACGUGGCAACAACUCUGCCAUGUUUUAUCAGUGCUCUUUGCCACUGAGCAGCCUGGAGCCUGGGACUUUCCCCAUCCAGGUUAUUCAGAGGCAGCUAGGAUAUGCUCGUGUGACAGCAAGGCUGCAGGCCCUUACAAUAACUCCACGGAUAACCUCUGUAUUCCCAUCACAAGGAUCAGUCUGUGGUGGGAUGUUACUCACUAUAUCUGGUAUUGCUUUAAAAUCCAGGAGGAAUUUGGUACGGGUCAGCUUGGGAAGUAAUUAUUCCUGCGAGAUCCAGAAUUCUGGUAACGAUGCCAUUAGUUGUACUGUCCUCCCAGGCGCUCAUCCUUUGCAUUACCGCUGGUUGGCUGAGGUGUCUUGGGUUCUUAAUGUCACAGUGACUGUCAACGGGAUCACCAGUGUCUGCCUUGGAGACUGUACACUCCACCUUCAUGAGCAGUGGACCCCCAUUGUAGAUCUGGUGACCUGGGAGAUGAAUGAGACGUUCACCUACGUGAUGAUCAAAGGACAGAGUUUGGCAUGGGCAAGCGAUAGCCCCGUGGUACAUGUGAAUAACCAGGCUGUCUGCAAGGUAACUUUCUGGAAUGAGACCAGCAUCAAGUGCCAGACGGGUUGCAUUGCCCCAGGGGAGCACAACGUUUCCGUAUCCAACAGGCAAAGUGGGCAAGCUUGCUUCAGAAAGGCGUCCAGUGCUCUCACCAUCCUGCCCCAGGUGUACCAGUUUUACCCACGGAACUUCAGUACCAACGGUGGAGGCCUACUCACCCUAGUAGGCUCGGCACUGAAAGGAAAGAGAAUGACUUCUGUUCUCAUUGAUCAUCACCCCUGCCUUGUUCUCAGUGUCACCUGUGUAGCUAUCCAGUGCACGGUGCCUCCGGGUAAGGGGACUAGGGCUUUGAGUCUAAAAGUAGAUGGCAUCUCCUAUUACCUUGGAAGGAUAAGUUACAGCGAGGAGUUCACCCCAGCUUUCCUUUCGCUUGUUGCAACUGGUCUCCUUUUAACCGUGACAGUUUCGCGAGUCACAGAGAUGGACACCAUCGACGUAUUUGUUGGAGACUUUGCUUGUAGCGGUGUCACCAUCACUCGCUCUGCUUUGCAGUGCUCAGCUCCCUGGCUCCCUGCUGGCGAGUACCAUGUGCUGGGCCUAGAUGUCCCCAGGGGCUGGGCUUCCUCCAACCUGACCUUCACCUCUCCUCUGAUGGUGGCAGCUGCCCACUACAACUGGGGUGGUUUGAACGGAGGAGCGCUUUACCUGCGUGGAACUGGGUUUUCCCCAGGGAAUACUUUGGUCACAGUCUGUGGCACCAGCUGUGGACUGUUGGGCAACAUGACGAUGACUGACCUGAGCUGCCUUGCCCCACGCUUACAUGCUUCUUUGGCCGUUCUCUGUGGCCUCACGCAUUCUUCUGUUGACUGCCGAGAAGACAGAGCCACCUUCAUCAAAUGUGAUGUCCAAGUCACCGUGGGUUCCUACCACCAGAGAGGAUAUGUGUCUUACCUGUAUGUCUGUGAGGACAGCCCACCUCAGCAGCACUGGAGGGACAUCAACCCACCCCAGAGGCGUUUUGCUGGUCUCUUUGCCAGCCCUAAAGUGGAAAGAGAUGAAGUUCUCAUCUAUAAUAGCUCCUGUAACAUUACCAUGGAAACUGAGGCAGAGAUGGAGUGUGAGGGAGCUAAUCAGCCAAUUACUGCCAAGAUUACUGAGAUAUGGAAAAACUGGGGCCAGAACACUCAGCUUGCCCUCCAGUUUUGCGGCCGGUGGGAUGAAGACUCCAGCUGGCCUGCUGGCCACCAGCCGCGAGAUGGCGAUAACGUCACGAUAGAAGGCGGCCGGACGCUGCUGCUGGGGACCACCACCACCAGGCUCAACCUGCUGCAUCUUAAAGGUGGCAAACUCUUGUUCACUGGUCCAGGACCUGUAGAACUCCAUGCUCAUUACAUUCUGAUAUCUGAUGGAGGAGAGCUCCUGGUGGGAUCCCAUGAGGCCCCUUUCCGUCACAAAGCGCACAUUUACCUCUAUGGAAGCCUCCAUUCUCCAUCAUUAUUUCCAUAUGGGGUCAAGUUCCUGGCAGUGAGGAAUGGGACCCUUUCCAUUCAUGGCUGGAUGCCCAAAGUAGCUUUCACACGCUUGAAAUCAUCAGCUCAUGCUGAUGACACACGAUUAGUGCUCCAGGAACCUGUUGACUGGCAACCUGGUGAUGAAAUUGUGGUGGGACGGACCAGCCUUGGAGAUGCACAGCAGCAAGAAGAAAUGGCUAUUAUUGAGUCUGUGAACGACACGGAGCUGUACCUUAGAUCACCGCUCAGGUACUCCCACGGUGCUGGAGAGGAGUGGGUGAAUGGCCAAGGUCUGCGUUUGAGUGCUGUGGUGGCACUGAUUAGCCGAAGGGUUGCUGUUCAAGGAAAUGCCACGAUGGAGAGGAUGUCACACCUCAGACAGUGUGUAAAAGCAGGUGUUGCAAGAGGUGGCUCCGGGUGUCUGUACAAGAGAAGCGAGAGGCAGCUAGGGUCUCAGGACCUGGGCGCCAUCAUGGUUGUGGAGGCCUUCCAGGGAGAGGCGAGCCGGCUCCGAGUGGAGGGGGUCCAAUUCCGCCACGUGGGCCAAGCAUUUCAGCAGCACUGCAGUGCCCUGACUGUUGCUGGCAAUGCACGGAUGGCAGACUCUUACAUACGUGGCUGUUGUGUCUUGGACUCUUUUGGCCAAGGACUCCGUCUGAUUGGCAUCUCAGACUUUGUUGUGGACAGCAAUGUUUUCUAUAACAUUUCAGGCCAUGGGCUUCUGUUGGGAGAAGGACCAGAAGAGGGGAACAGAGUCAGUAACAACAUAGUGAUUGGCCUUUCGGGAACAGACAGUUUAUCCAACACUGAGACACUGUCACCAGCAGGGAUCUACAUCAGGGCUCCUGCCAACCAUAUCAAGGGUAACACAGUGUGUGCUGCUGGAUAUGGUUAUUUCUUUCAUCUCUCCCCUGAGGGACCAUCCAAAAUGCCUCUCCUGUCCUUCAGUGACAACGAAGCUCAUUCCUGCACAAGGUAUGGGUUGCUGGUGUACCCAGAAUAUUUGCCAGACAGCCCACACAGACCUGUGCAGCUCAGCAGCUUCACAGCUUGGAGCAGCCGAGGUGGAGUUCAGAUUUUUAGUAGCAGCAACCUUAAACUCCAACAUUUCUGGAUUUACACUUGCAAAGACUUUGGCAUUGACAUUGUAGAAAGCCUGGGAAACACUUCCGUAGCUGACAGUGUUUUAAUUGGACGUGUUGGGCAAAAGGAUAGGACAUGUAUGUCAGCAGGACUAAAAACUCCCAAAAGAUACCAGGUAUUUGUCUCCAACACAACCUUCAGGAACUUUGAUGUGAACACUUGCACAGCGAUCAGGACUUGUUCUGGCUGUUACCAAGGGCAGGGUGGAUUCACAGUGAGAGCUGAAGGUCUGACCUUCAUCAACUCACCUUUCCAAGUGUCCUUCCCCUUUCCUCACUCUGCCAUCCUUGAGGAUCUCGAUGGCUCUGUCACGGGGCAGAAAGGAAGUCACCUCCUCCCUUCUACAGAUAUCCUUGCACUAUUUUGUACAGCCAGUGCCAACUUCAGUCAAGAUUCUGGUGGCAGUGUUUGUGGCAGUGACCUUGUUAUCCACCGUAUGUCUCUUCACAUAAAAGAGGCUCCAGACAUUCCCUAUAAUUUAACUGUGAGUGACAGUAGGAAUAAGACGACCACAGUCAAUUAUGUCCGUGAUACUUUAUCAAACCUGUAUGGCUGGAUGGUUCUCCUCUUGGAUAAAGAGACUUAUGCAUUGUCAUUUGACAACCCUUUGGUCAGCAAACAGCUCCAGUAUUCAGUGACGUUUAGCAACUUCAUGACUGGGAAUUACUUGCUGGUAGAACACAAAGAUCUUCCUGCUCAUCCUGAGGUUGUGGUGUCCUGUGGGACAAGGACUGGACAGCCACUCCAAUCGCUGCCUUCAUAUGGACAUCAUAGGAGCUGUGACUGGUAUCUUGACAGCGGCCUGAGGAAGCUAACUUAUUUGGUCACAGGAGCUGACUUAAUUCAGGUCACACUGAAAGAGAAGGAAAGCUCGGCUUCACCUACCCCAGUUCCUUCUGAUGCUCUCUUGAAAUGGUCACACCCGGAGACAUGGAAUGAUGUGGAUAAAGGCUGGGGUGGAUUCAACUGCAGCGUCCCAGGCCCUGGGGAAGACGUCAUCAUCUUACCUAAUCGGACCAUCCUGGUGGAUACGGCUCUUCCCACUCUGAGAGGCCUUUACAUUCUGGGGACUCUCGAGUUCCCCAGCAACUCCAGCAACGUCCUGAGCGCAGCCUGCAUUGUGGUGCUGGGGGGUAUGCUGAGAGUUGGUUCUUUUCAACAUCCCCUAGAAAAGGAUUUAAAGCUGUUGAUCCUUCUUCGGGCAUCUGAAGGGAUUUACUGUGAUCGUCUGGAGGAAAUAAAUGUCCACCCAGGGAAUAUUGGGGUUUAUGGACACGUGCAAAUUUAUAGUGCUUAUCCUAAGAUGUCUUGGACACAUCUGGAAACUAAUGUUGCUCCUGGCAAUGAAAGGAUUUUUGUGGAGGACGAAGUAGACUGGAAUUCUGGUGGAAAUAUUGUGAUCAGCUCUUCCUCCUAUGAAGCCCACCAAGCUGAAGUAGUUACACUUAAAGAAGUCAAUGGUCAUAGCAUAAGAAUUCAUGAACGCCUUCUGCACAGGCACAUUGGGCAUUCCCAUGACACAGAAGACGGUAGACGCAUCCCUUUGGCUGCGGAGGUUGGACUCUUAACACGGAACAUACAGAUAAAAUCUGAUGUGGUUUGCACUGGGAGGAUGCUGGUGGGACGUUUUACAGACUCUGGUGGAAGAGAGUUUGAAGGUGUCCUUCAAAUCUUAAAUACAGAAUUUUUGAACUUUGGGCCUCCUCAGCUUUCUGCCGUCGAAUUCAGGAACAUAUCUCAAAAGUCCUCAGUGGUGUCAUCCAGCAUCAGUAGUAGCUGCGGAGCUGGCAUUAAAGCGGUCAUGAGCAGCUGGAUCUUGUUGCAUGAUAACAUGGUGUUCAAUACAGUUGGACCUGGCAUUGAUUUGGAAGGGCAAAAUCAUUCUCUCAUCAGGAACCUUGUUAUUCUGAGCAGGCAGCCAGAAGGCUCACUAAACUGGGUUGCUGCCAUCAAGGUGAACCUUGUAAUUGGUGUCUCCCUCUGUGGCAAUGCUGUGGCAGGAUCUGAGCGAAUUGGCUUCCAUAUCAGGGGCCAAGAUUGUUUGUUAGAUGGAGAGUACUGCAGUGAAAAUGUGGCUCAUUCAUGUCUCCAUGGUAUUCAUCUCUAUCAGGAAGAUGGAUUUCAGACCUGCACUAGAAUCACAGGCUUUCUAUCCUAUAAGAAUUAUGACUAUGGUGUCAUGUUCCAUCUUGGAAGCAGCGUCGUCAUGGACAAUGUGGUGCUGGUGGACAACACCGUGGGUCUCAUGCCAGUAGUGUACUGUCUCUACGCCAUGCAAUGCCACACAGGGAAAAGAUUCAUAGAGCUUAGAAACUCCAUCAUUGUGGCAACAAGCUCAACUUUUGACUGUAUCACAGACAGGAUCAAGCCUCACUCAGCUGAUCUAACAGCCAAGGAUCGACCACCAUCCUACCCUCUAAGAGGCCGUGUUGGGAUUUUAUGGCCUACAUUUACCACUGUUCUCAGCCAAAGGCCAGAAAACCCAUGGCACAAGACUGGGCAUUGUCCAAAAGUCCUGGGGCUCAUGAAGCUGAAAGAAGUCACCUUUACUGGUUUUACAAAAAGCUGCUACAGUGAAGACAGGGAUGUCUGCAUCAUGUCAAAUGCUGACCAUUUAGGCAUCAUGCCUCUUAUCACAGCAGAGUCAUCAAGGAUGUUACAUGUCAAUGAGAGGGACAAGUUCUACUUUCACCCAACAAGUGUACAGACUUCUGAAGACACCAUGUUCCCUGAAAAGAGAUGCAAAGGCUCGAGGAAGGCGCUUUUCAAGGAUUUGGAUGGAGGUGUCUUGGACCUAGAUCCACCUGUUUCUGUUUUCCCAAAGUCAGAAUUUGAAUGGAUACAGUUCUACUUGCAAGCUGGAAUUUACAGAGAUGACAGCAUGUGCAUCUUCAAGCCCUCAGUACAAGGCUACUUCUGCAAACAGGCAGAUCAUGCACUUGUCAUCCUAGAAAACUUGGACCCCGGUAUGAGCAGCCAGAGGCUGUUUCCAGUGGUAGUAAUGACUGACAGCUUUAUGGACACCUUCAGUGAUGUGACUCCACACACACUGUGUAAUCCUGAAGAGCAUCGUUCUACUUUCUUUUCUGUGUUGCCAUCCACCAAACUCACUACAGUUUGCUUCCCAGACGUAGCCCCUCUGACUUUCAGACUCUACCUCCUCAGUGGCCGAAAUGCAACCAGACUUCCCCUAGCUAUAUUUUACAAUGAACCACUCAGCCUUCGUGUUUUCAUUCAAGGGAAAUAUGUCUCUCCAACCCCAUCUUCUUUUUCAACGAACGAAGGGGCAGGAACCAAUUACUUUAGCUUUGAGGACAAUCUUCUCUAUGUUAUGCUCCAUGAGAAGGAACCUGUUGAAAUAGUUGCUGACCUUUCCCUUCUUGUAGCUUUCACUGUAACUGAGGCUGUUGGGGAAGAGGUUGAGGCACGUAUAAUACGUCGAUUAGCUGAUUUCUUGAGGAUUGGUCAUGACCAAGUCAGAGCAGUGUAUCAUGUGCUGGGAGGUGAAAGCAUGUUGAAAGUGAUUUCGGCCAAUGCUAGCAAAAAGAAAUAUCACUGCCCUAACAUGGCAUUUUGCACAGCCUUUCACAGCAGGUAUGGCUCAGAGAAAACGGGGAGAGGACCAGUGAGCACCCGAGCUCUGCAGCCAUCUGAUGCAGCUGGUCCAUCAAGAGUGCUGAUCAUUGAAUUUGGUGACCCACCAGGCCAUCCAAGAAAUGAGUCAACAAAUGACAUCUUAAAGACUUUGGCCAGAACGAUUAUCAACACUCAUCAGACUGGAGACCUCCAGAAAGGCCUUGGCUUGCCUAUUGAUACCUUGAUGGUGACUCAGUCUGCCUUACUCUUUCCAGCAGAAGCUAACAAUAGAAAUGGAAGCAGACAACAUCCGGAAACAUGCUUGUACGUGAGACCUUACAACAUCUCAGUUCAGGUGCAGCCCUCAGACGGAGAAAUCGAGAAGCAGCUUCCUGUACAGCCAAAAAUCAUUUUCCUGGACAAGAAGGGUCAAAGAGUUGACAAACUGGGGCCUCCCUCCGAACCCUGGGUUGUAUCAGCUCACCUCAAGGGAUCCUCCAAGGCUGUGCUAAAAGGGCUUACCCAAGUGCAGGUCAUAGAUGGAUGUGCAAGCUUUUCCAGUCUGGCUGUCUCCAGCUCAGGUACAAACUGGAAACUUGUGUUCACUGUCACAUCACCUCCAGGGGCUAAGUUUACUGUGCUGUCUCAGCCUUUUACCAUCUUCCCUGUCCCCAUGGGAGCAAAGGCCAGCAUGAUCCUUGUUGUCAUACUGAGUUCAGCAGCAUCUGCAUUCAUCCUCGCUCUUGCACUCUGCUGGUUCAAGAAGAGCAAAAGCAACACAACGAGGAUGGAACAGGCUGAUGUACAGCAGGCCAGUACCAAGGGACCCCGUAAACAAGUGCAGCCUCAUGCAGCUCACAUCCAGCCUUGCUACAAUCAAGGAGAAAAUAGAAGUGGUGUGCCUAUAGCAGGAGAUAUGGAAGGAACUGGAGCAGUAGGAUGUGCCCCAGGACAACUGGAGGAGCUGAACCUGCAGCCCUGAGAAGCCAAGCCAGUGAGAAAGAUGAGCACUGUGCAGCGUAAGACAGGUGACAGAGACACCCUUGCUUCAGCUAGGAAAAGUGAUAGUCACCAACAGCUAUAUGGAGGAACAUCUCCUGGUGACUCUCUGCAACUUCAGCAGCCAGCUGUCCCGGGAUGCUCCAGCCAGAAGGAUGCUCCUCAGCCUUCAGCUGGUUACAAGAAGGAAAGAGAGAUGUCUGAAAGGAUGCCCAACCAUCAGAAUGAUGUCGGAGAGCAUGUUGCUGUGGUAGCAGCAGAGGUGUAAGAGAAGUGAUGUGAGAUGGUGGACCACUGACAAAGCAGACUUUGCCUCAUAGUCAAUGGGAAGCUGAGUCUUUUGUCUCUGUGGUCAGAGAAAAACAGACACAUAUUGGCACAGGGAGCCAGACGGCCACACGUACAAAUGAACCCCUUGGAUCUGCAGCCAGCUGGUAGACUCUGGCCAUGUCAGUGUUGACCUUUCUUAGCUUCUAAAACAGGAUGGGUGCAUUAAAAUUGCCUGUUGAGAACAGUCCUUCUGACACCUCUAAAACUCUCUCCAAGUGUUGUUUGGGGGAGUGUUAGAUGGCUAACCAGGUCAGCUUUGAGAUUACAUCCAAAAGCAUUCGGGGGUUAGCCUACCAAUUAACAGUCCAGAUGAUUGGAUUUCUGACACUUUAAUAUACCAGCACUGAUGUAGUUCUUAGUGUCUAGAACAAUGCUGAUCGGUAUGUAUGCAUAUAUAUAAAUAUAUAUAUGCAAAUAUAUACGAGUUUUCCCAUUUCUUCCAAUCAUGCCUUUAGUUUUGUGUGCAUAAAUCUCUUCCUUUUUCUGAGGAAAAAACAAACAUGUAUUCAACUUUCGUCUCAUUGUGACUUGAAUAAGUGCUUCUAUUCCUCCUUUGUGAAAUCUGUGUUGGUUUUUGUUGAUUUUUUAAAAUUUCUUUUAAAUCAUUUUGCUGAGUUAAAUCUUCACCAUGGCAUUGUUUUCAAACAGUCUUAAAUCACUGGCUUGUUAUGAACAUUACUCUUUAUGAAUGAUAAUAAUAACGUUGAUGUUCUUUGGUUGCUCAGAGAAUUCCUGUGUUUUGCUUUACUGAGCUGGAAGAUGAGGAACUUUAUUAUGCCCUCUCUGUACCAUAAAAUUCUUGGUUGCAAGGUGUCCUGGUGGCACAAGAUAAAAUUUAUAUUCCUCUGCAGGAAAAAUACUUCAUCAGGAAGAUGAGGUUUCUGACCAGAUCAGCAGGGGAAGAGAAGGUAAGAAACCUUGAUCUGAAAAAAAACCCACCCAAACAACCAGAAACCAGUUCACUUCAAGUUGAAGGAGAUAAGGUGCAGAUUCUUGUCAGUGAGCUACGCGGUUCUCUAAGCACAGAAGCAUGCUCACCAGCAUUGGUUUAUACACUAUGGUGUGUUUAUAAGCAUCAUUUUCAGGUGUAAUCAGAUGGAUUCCAUGCUGAGCUAGGCUUCUGCCUGACGGCACAGGAGCUUUUCUGGCUUAAGACAGUUGAGGAUGAGGGUCUUACAUUAUCAAGUGCAACAGAUCAGCAUUUCUGACCUCUUCCAUGGUAUGGAAAAGCAAUUUACUACAGUAUUUUCUGCAGAGGCCAAAAUAGUGGUUUAUGUGAAUCAACAUGGUAGAUCCCUAAGUCUUGUGAUUCAGGGUCCGAAUAAAAAAUUAUACCUUGCAGAGACAUCCAGGUUUGGUGAAAUGAUUUGGAGACCCUUCCCUUCCUUCACAGCUGAUAUCAAGUCUUAGAUACUUUCAUGUGGUAGGAUAAUUCCUUUCCUCUCUGCAGAACUACAAUUCCUCCCUCCCCUAAACUCCGCUCCCCUCCAGUAAUUCUACGCAUAGUAAGUGACUCUAUCACAUCCAAGCAGUGUGGAAGCAAAUAAUAUAUAAUUACAAAUGUCAGAAUGUAUGCAAAUAAUAUGCAAAUAAUAGUGAAUGUAAAUUAUAUGCAAACAUUAUACAAUGAAGCCUUCUUUUGGGGGAAAAAUCAGACAUACUGGAAACAGUUAAGGGCUUUAAUUAAUCCUUUAAUUCAUAAUCCUUGCAUUUAUCCAUACUUUGUUUACAGAAUAAGUAAUGUCUUGCAUGUAUAGACUUCUAAAGGCAUAAGCAGGGCUAAAAAAUCUUUGAUUGCAGCAUUGUUUCUCUUGAUUUCCCACACUACUGUACAUUAAUUGGGUGAGUGGUGGACCAUGGGGAAGCAGUGGGGAGAAAGUGAAGCAAAAACUAAUGAAAAAUUAGUGCAAACAAGAAGUGAAUCCUGAAUAAAUAAGAGAUUUAGGGGAACCUGUUUAUCAGGAAAAAAAUCACUGUAGUGAUGAGAGAGAAAGAUGUGACUGAGACUUCGUGGUUGAAGAACAUGAUUGAAAAUGAGAUGGUAUCUUUUCCAAAAAUAAUUGGUUCUAGACUGACUUCAGCAACACUUGGAUUAAAUGGGAUUCUACUGCUUUGUGGCUGAUGGAGGUCCACGUUUAUUUUGAAAAUUUUUCCAUCUAGACAGGCAAAGGAAAAAACCAGCCUCUUGCUCUUACAGGCAAUGUAUGGUUAGAUGAACAGACAUACCCAGACUGCUCCAGGAUGUCCUGGGCAGGGCAAGGAAAGAGAACACACAUCUCAUGUCCCAAGCCAGAAGCUUCAUUUUACAAUAGUUUGAAUAUCAGCUUGGCCUAUAGAACACCUUCAUGUCAUUACUGCCUUGCCAUCAGAACUUUUGGUGAUCUUGCUCAAGAUUCUUAGUCUUUACAUUGUUGAGUUCUCCUUAAUCCUUACACUAUAAUUAGGGCAACAGUGGCUUCCACCUUUGCAUGGACUUUUUAUGGAUAAAUCCAUGUGUUGAAAUGCUCCUUGAUAAGAAGAUAUUAUACAUUCCAAAAGGCAAUGUGCGGGCAAGACAGUAGGGAUGGAAUGGAAGAAACCAGAGGAAGAACCCACAGUGUGAUGCGGGUUACCCACGAGGAAUGGGGUGCCUUGAUAGACUUGAGGUUGUUAAGACUUCUGGGCCAACUGCAAGGCGUUCAUCUGAAAGGAGUUCACUUGUUUAUACACUCAAAGUCCAGCUUCUGCAAGGACACAUGAAAAGGCAGCAUCAGGAUGUCAGCUCAGCUUUUCAAAGAAACCUAUAGGCAUGUUGUGGCAAAGACUUGUGCUCUAGCUCAGCCCACAUUCAGGCCAGCCCUGCAAGGGACAUUAAGCCCUUUCAGCACAUCUACUUAGGCUUAGCAAAGUGCUAACUUCCCCACACUGAACACCAAGGAAGCCUUCAAUGUGCAGGCCAAAUGAAUGUAAAAGUCUCUGCAUCUGCCUGUGCAGAUCCAUCCUCCGAGACUCAAAGUCUUUCUUGACCAUCUUGUUAAGUGUCAGUGAAAUUUGACAAGUUUGAUUCCACUGCAGACAACAGCAAAAUUUUAAUGAAGUUUGCUAGAUUUGGGGUUUCCACCUGCUAAUCUCUUCCUGUCCCAUCUCCAAUAGCACUUGAAUUCAGUUAAUUGUUAUAAAUAGGAGGGUAGCUGAAAGGAUGCCUUGUUCCUAACCAGGCUCUCAAGGCUUGUCUGAAUUCCCAGACUAUGUAUGGUCAAAAUUGUUCUUCUUCCUUUUUAUCCUCCACCCCCCACCCCAUUUUGUGGAUGUAGUAUUUUCUCUUCUUAUGUCUGAAGUAGAGGAGUGCAUUACAGACAAAUUUGCCUAAGGCUUUGGGCCACAGUUGAUGAGACUUCACAAAGAUACAGGAACAGGCACACCGACAGAAAAAAGAAAGCCUGUGAAAAAUUAAAAUGACAAGCCUGGUUAGGGAGCAGAGAUAACUGGUGAUGUAGUAAAAUUAAUUACAGUCUAGGUUGAAGGAAUUGUGUGCCUAAGACAAAAUUAAAAAAAAAAAAAAAAAAAAAAAGAAACCAAAUAACAGCAAUGAGAUUAUAAACCCUUUCAUCAUCUCUAUAUGGUAUAACUUCCAAUCCCUAUUUAUUAUGACAUUUAUUAUGGCAUUUAUUUCUAUAGGAUGAGAGGUAUAAAUGGCAAAUAAAGGAGGCAAGUGUCCGGUCAGAAGGCUUUUUUGUGAUCUUCUGAUUCUGGAAUGAAUAGACUUAAUAAGAGUGAAAUUAAACUCAAAACCAAUCUUCAGUGCACUAGAAACUGUGUGAGAAAACCUUCACUGGAUCGGGAAAGCUGCAUGAUGCAACACUCCAAGGGUGGUUAUGGGUAUCUCCUGGUUAUACAGAUUCACAGGCUUCUUAGAUUUAUUUUUUUUACAAUCAUUAUGCAUUUGCCAGGACUUGAAAUUAUUCCAGCUUUGUACCUACUAAAAGGUGAGAAACAUUGAGUGAUGAUUUGUUGAUCAACAUAAAGACAAUUGGAAGAACAAAAGCCAGGCCCUACCAUAGGGUCAUUCCAAGAUUCAAGAACGUAGCA